Messenger RNA from Trematosphaeria pertusa, 2322 nucleotides. Its product is annotated as transport protein-like protein sec23. Gene Ontology annotation, molecular function: GTPase activator activity; zinc ion binding. Gene Ontology annotation, cellular component: COPII vesicle coat; endoplasmic reticulum exit site. The record is from RefSeq and is a predicted model, not a curated record. The transcript has 7 exons. Lineage: Eukaryota; Fungi; Ascomycota; Dothideomycetes; Pleosporales; Trematosphaeriaceae. Gene Ontology annotation, biological process: intracellular protein transport; COPII-coated vesicle budding; COPII-coated vesicle cargo loading. The coding region runs from base 1 to 2322 and encodes 773 amino acids.
AUGGCCGACUACGAGGCGCUAAAGGACCAGUGGAGUGAGAUUGAGGACAAGGAUGGGAUCCGCCUUAGUUGGAACACCUUCCCCAGCUCGCGAAUGGAAGCAUCGCGGCUUGUUGUCCCCAUCGGUGCCUUGUAUACCCCGUUGAAGGAGAAGGAAGACAGCCCGUUGCUACAGUAUGAGCCGGUUUCUUGCAAGGCGCCCUGCCGGGCCGUCCUCAACCCAUUCUGCCAGGUCGAUAUGCGCGCUCGACUCUGGAUAUGUCCGUUCUGUCUCCAGCGAAACGCUCUCCCGCCGCACUACAAGGACAUAUCAGCAGACCAGAUCCCUCCGGAACUCCACCCCAGCAAUACCACGAUCGAGUACCGGCUCGCGCGACCCGCUCCGUCACCGCCUAUCUUCUUGUUCGUUGUGGAUACCUGCCAGGAGGAGGACAGCUUGAAGGCGCUCAAGGACUCCAUUAUCAUGAGCCUGAGCCUGCUGCCACAAUACGCUUUGGUUGGCCUGAUCACAUACGGAACUAUGGCCCAAGUUCAUGAGCUCGGCUACACCGAAUGCGCCAAAUCUUACGUCUUCCGGGGGAAUAAGGAGUACACUUCGAAGCAAGUUCAGGAAAUGCUUGGCCUUGGCCAGAUUGCUCCGCGGCCGAAUAUGCAGCAGCAGCCCGGACGACCUCCGAUGCCAAUCGGCGGGCCUGGCGCACGUUUCCUCCUCCCGGUUUCGCAGUGCGAAUUCCAGCUUACGAAUGCGCUUGAACAAUUGCAAAAGGACCCAUGGCCGGUCGCGAACGACAAACGUGCGCUGAGGUGUACUGGUGUUGCACUCAGCGUGGCAGUUGGCCUUCUGGAGACGUCUUUCGUGAACAUGGGGGGCAGGAUUAUGCUCUUCAGUGGUGGUCCUGCGACCGAGGGUCCUGGUAUGGUCGUUGGGCCCGAGCUGAGGGAGCCCAUCCGGUCGCAUCACGACAUUGACCGGGACAACAUCAAGUACUAUAAGAAGGCCUUGAAGUUCUACGACAACCUUGCCAAGCGCGUCGCACACAACGGCCACAUUGUCGAUAUCUUUGCCGGCUGCUUGGAUCAAGUUGGUCUGCUCGAAAUGAAGGGACUUUCAAACUCCACCGGCGGCCACAUGAUUCUAACGGACAGCUUUACAUCCUCCAUGUACAAGCAGUCCUUCGCCCGCGUUUUUAACAAGGAUGCGGAUGACAACUUGCUCAUGGGCUUCAAUGCUUCUCUUGAGGUCCUCACUACCAAGGAGUUGAAGGUGACGGGUUUGAUCGGGCAUGCCAUCUCCAUGAACAAAAAGUCCGCAUCGGUUGGCGAAACCGAAUGCGGUAUCGGUAACACUUGCUCAUGGAAGAUGUGCGGUAUCGAUCCUGAAGCCAGCUAUGGUAUCUACUUCGAAAUUGCGAGUCAAGGAGGCCCGACCCAAAUGAAUCCUGGCCCACAGAAGGGCAUGAUGCAGUUCCUGACAUACUACCAGCACUCUGCCGGUCAAUAUCAUUUGAGGGUUACAACAGUCGCCCGAAAUUUGAGCGGCCCCGGAGACCAUGCGAUCGGUCAUUCAUUUGACCAAGAAGCCGCAGCUGUCCUUAUGUCGAGAAUCGCGGUCUUCAAGGCUGAGGUUGACGACGGACCGGACGUCUUGCGAUGGGUCGAUCGCAUGCUCAUUCGGUUAUGCUCGCGAUUCGCGGAGUAUAGGAAAGACGAUCCCUCAUCAUUCCGGCUGGAGAAGAACUUCACGCUCUACCCGCAAUUCAUGUUCCACCUCCGACGUUCGCAGUUCCUGCAGGUCUUCAACAACUCUCCUGAUGAGACCGCGUUCUAUCGACAUGUGCUGAACCACGAGGAUGUCAGCAACUCUCUUAUCAUGAUUCAACCCACUCUGGACAGCUACGGGUUUGACCAUGAGGGUGGACAACCUGUGCUGCUUGACUCUACUUCCAUCCAGCCCGAGACCGUCCUUCUUCUUGACACCUUCUUCCACAUCCUCAUCUUCCACGGCGAGACGAUGGCCGAAUGGCGCAAGGCCGGUUAUCAGGACCAGGAAGGAUACGAGAACUUUGCGGCGCUGCUCGAGGCGCCAAAGGAGGAUGCCAAGGACCUCAUUCAGGACCGGUUCCCACUGCCUCGUUUCAUCGUUUGUGACGCUGGUGGUUCUCAAGCUCGUUUCCUACUCUCCAAACUUAACCCUUCGACAACACAUACUACGGGCUCGUAUGGGGGCGUUUCGCAAACCGCGCAGACUAUCUUCACGGAUGAUGUCAGCUUGCAGACCUUCAUGGACCAUUUGAUGAAGCUUGCGGUGUCUGGAACCGGUUAA